GCUGACGACAUCUGAAUCAGUCCAGUCCCGUCCCUCGUACUUCCCUUCGACUUCCUCCCUCCCUCCCUUUAUUUCUCGUGUGCUUUCCUUCCUUCUCCAGACAGUUUACUCACUGUCGUUGGAUUUACCCCGGAUUUUGGAAUUAAUCACGCCCACCCUUUCCCCCCCCCACACCCCGGCCUCCCUACUCUACGCAGCUCUCCCCACAGUUUACGCGAGAUCUACUAGUGGGUGGUUACACUCGGUGCUUCUUUACUGGCCCGUCGGCUGGCGAGAGAGAUCUCAGCUCAGUCUGCUCUCUUCUCACACUUCUUCUCCCUUCCCCGUCUUCUGCAUUUCCGAGCGAGUGUUCAGUGUUCAAGAGAGAGAAAAAUGGCAUCAUCAACAUCAACUACAACCACCGCUGGCACCACUAGUACGCCUCCGCAACGCCGACGAUCCAGCCACACAAGCACCACUACCGUACCGAAGCCCAGUGCCAGCAGCAGCAGCAGCAGCACCUCUCUUGCAUCCACGUCCUCAUCCUCGGACUACAUCCUCCCCGCGCCCACCAGCAGCACAUGGAACUCUCUACCACUCGCCUUCGCAGUGCUCCCCUGCUUCGGCGGGCUCCUCUGGGACGACGGCAGCGCCUUCGUCGCCGACGUGAUGCUUUUGCUGCUGCUCUCGAUCUUCCUCCACUGGCUAAUAAAAUUCCCCUGGGAGUGGUACUACUCUUCACAACUCCCCUCCGCGAUCCCGGGGGACGCACCUUGCCCCGUCGACCCCGCGCGCGCCGCCGCCACGCGGGAAAUGCGCCGCUACGAGCUCGCCGCGCUGGCAUGCUGCUUCCUCGGCCCGAUCCUGGGCGGCGCGCUCCUGCACGCUAUGCGCGCGCAGCUCUCGCGCCCCAGCGAGGGCCUGGUGAGUAACUUCAACCUGGCGGUGUUCGUGCUCGCCGCGGAGCUCCGGCCGGUCGCACAGGUCGUCAGGUUGAUGCGUGGGCGCGUGUUGUUCCUGCAUCGCACUGUCGCGGCGGCGCCGCCGCCGCUGGGAAGGGUUGCCGAGCUCGAGAGGCGCAUUGAGGAGAUGGGGGGCGUGGUCAAGGAGUUGAGGGCGUUGGCGAGGAGCACGGGAGAGAGGGAUCCCGAGAUGGAUGCGCUGAAUCGUGCCGUGCGGAGAUACGAGAAGAAAGAGGCCCUGCACAGCGCGCAGACGGAGGCGCGGAUCAAGGAUAUCAAUUGUCGGCUGGACGACGUGAUCACGCUGGCGGCGGCGGCGAGUGCUCGGCAGCAGAGGGAGCAGCGGAGCGCGGGAACUACACUCGCCACACUGUUGACCGAGUGGCUGCUCGGCAUGCUGCUCGUCCCCUUCGAGCUGGCUUGGACGGUCGUCUGUCUGCCAAAGAGGGCGGUGGCGGGAUUGGGAAUCGCGGCGAAACGCGGGGGUGCCGCCGUCGGUGGGAGAGGUGCGGGGAGGCUAAAAGAGUGGUGAGGCGAUUGACUUUGCUCUAUUUGUUCUACAUGUGUAUAAGAUUUUUUUUUUGAUUUUUUUUGGCUGGUGGGUGGGUUUGUGGGUUGCAUGGUGCACGGCGUCAACGGGGUUUGGAAUUCUUCCCUUUUCCAUGGUUUUUU
This is a messenger RNA of Tricharina praecox, 1613 nucleotides long. RefSeq lists its product as uncharacterized. NCBI's taxonomy places the organism in Eukaryota, Fungi, Ascomycota, Pezizomycetes, Pezizales, Pyronemataceae. The transcript has 2 exons. The record is from RefSeq and is a predicted model, not a curated record. Bases 373 to 1473 code for a protein of 366 amino acids.